ACUCAGAUUUCAUAUCUAACUGCAAACCCUGCGCCCCCAAAUUUUCUCACUCUUCUCUCUCUAACCAUGGCAUCCGAUUCUUCUCCAGCAAAUAUAAACGGUGGACCUUCAUCUCCGGAUGACUCGUUGUCUAGUCCGAUCGGCAAUACCUUCUCGUCCCCCGGCGAUCCUCGAAAACGAGGCCGUCGAUCCUCCGCCUCAUACGCAACCCCACCGCCGCCUCAACAGUCCCGAUUUGCAGCCCCUGAUGGAACCCCAACUCCCUCCAGCUCGCGUCGAAGGGGACGCGGAAGAAGGGCCUCCGUUUCCACCCCCGUGGCUGCCACCCCUUCGUCCACCGACGAGGCCCCGCCGUCUUCUGAAGGAGGCGAUGGUGACGAGGCUGACGAAGCCCCGCCUAUGUUCGUUUGGGGCACCAAUAUCAGCGUUCAGGAUGUCAAUGCUGCGAUUCUCCGGUUUUUGAGGCAUUUUCGCGAACACCCAUUGCACACAGAGGGAAAAUAUAUGAGGGCUAUUCAUCAUGUGAUUGAAGUUGAGGGAGAGUCGCUUGAUGUAGAUGCACACAAUGUGUACGAUUAUGAUACUGACUUGUAUGCGAAGAUGGUCAGGUACCCACUUGAAGUUCUUGCGAUUUUCGACAUUGUGUUGAUGGAUAUGGUUAGUCGAAUCAAUCCAUUGUUUGAAAAGCACAUACAAGCUCGAAUUUUUAAUCUCAAGACCUCCACAUCGAUGAGAAAUCUCAAUCCAUCUGACAUUGAGAAGAUGGUAUCUUUGAAAGGAAUGAUUAUCCGCUCUAGUUCAAUUAUACCUGAAAUCAGGGAAGCAACUUUUAGAUGCCUUAUAUGCGGCUACUACUCUGACCCCAUUGUUGUUGAUCGAGGACGAAUCAAUGAACCAACAGUGUGUGGGAAGCAAGAAUGUCUUGCCAAGAACUCCAUGACACUGGUUCACAAUCGAUGCAGGUUUGCUGAUAAACAGAUCGUGAGACUCCAGGAGACACCAGAUGAGAUCCCUGAUGGAGGCACACCACACACAGUGAGCUUGUUGAUGCAUGACAAACUGGUGGACGCUGGGAAGCCAGGUGACAGAGUUGAGGUCACUGGGAUUUAUAGGGCCAUGAGUGUCAGAAUUGGGCCAACACAGAGAACUGUGAAAUCUUUAUUUAAGACUUACAUAGACUGUCUUCAUUUAAAGAAGACAGACAAGUCUAGAAUGCGGGCAGAGGAUCCAAUGGAAAUUGAGAAUAGCUCAAAUAGAGAUGAAGCAGAUACCUCUGCUGACUAUGAAGACAAGGUGGAGCAACUGAAAGAGCUAUCAAAACAGCCAGAUAUAUAUGACAGGCUAACCAGGUCUUUGGCACCAAACAUAUGGGAGCUGGAUGAUGUAAAGAGAGGACUUCUUUGCCAGCUUUUUGGUGGGAAUGCAUUGAAGUUGCUAUCCGGGGCUAGCUUCCGUGGUGACAUCAACAUUCUUCUCGUUGGUGAUCCCGGAACCAGCAAAUCCCAGCUGCUCCAAUACAUACACAAGCUGUCUCCUCGUGGCAUUUACACCAGUGGAAGGGGGAGCUCUGCUGUUGGAUUGACUGCAUAUGUUGCCAAAGAUCCCGAGACAGGGGAAACUGUUCUGGAGAGUGGCGCCCUGGUUUUAAGUGACAGAGGUAUUUGCUGUAUUGAUGAAUUUGACAAAAUGUCUGACAAUGCAAGGAGCAUGUUACAUGAGGUGAUGGAGCAACAAACUGUUUCAAUUGCAAAGGCGGGAAUUAUUGCUUCCCUUAAUGCUAGAACAUCAGUACUGGCUUGUGCCAACCCAAGUGGUUCACGUUAUAACCCACGCUUGUCUGUGAUUGACAAUAUACACCUUCCUCCCACCUUGUUGUCCAGGUUUGAUUUGAUUUACUUAAUUCUUGAUAAGGCUGAUGAGCAGACAGACAGGCGCCUAGCAAAGCAUAUUGUUGCAUUACACUUUGAGGAUCCUGAGAGUAUACAGCAGGAUGUCCUCGACCUUCCGACAUUAACUGCAUAUGUGAGCUAUGCUCGAAAGCAUAUUCAUCCACAAUUAUCUGAUGAAGCAGCUGAAGAGUUGACUCGAGGCUAUGUCGAAAUGAGAAGAAGAGGAAACUUCCCAGGCAGUAGCAAGAAAGUGAUAACAGCUACACCUAGGCAAAUUGAAAGUUUAAUACGCCUUAGUGAAGCCCUGGCUCGGAUUCGCUUCUCAGAAUGGGUUGAGAAGAAAGAUGUAAUGGAGGCUUUUCGGCUUCUGGAAGUUGCAAUGCAACAAUCUGCAACAGAUCACUCAACUGGAACCAUUGAUAUGGAUCUCAUCACAACUGGGGUCUCUGCAAGUGAAAGGAUGAGAAGGGAAAAUCUGGUUACAGAAACUCGGAACACAAUUAUGGAGAAGAUGCAACUUGGGGGAUCCUCCUGUCGCUUAGUGGAGUUACUGGAAGAGUUGAAGAAGCAAAGUUUGGGUUCUGAAAUCCACCUUAAUGAUCUGAGAAAUGCACUUGCUACUCUUGCAAGCGAGGGGUUUGUUGCUGUUCAUGGUGACAGUGUAAAAAGAAUAUGAGAGAACAAACUGAAAAUGGGGGCAGGCUGACAUUAUCUAUAUAUUUGCCGAACUGUUUAUGCUAAAUUGUUCGCUGGAACAGCAAAUAGAUUAAGUACGGCCAUGGGGCUGAUCAUUGUGUAUGGAAGAGAAAUAUUGUCUUGGCUUCAGAAUUAUAUGAAAGCUGCUUGUCUUUUGCUGUUUCUUGUUGAAUGUCUGAAUAUACAUUCAUCUGU
Messenger RNA from Cornus florida, 2780 nucleotides. RefSeq names its product DNA replication licensing factor MCM4. NCBI's taxonomy places the organism in Eukaryota, Viridiplantae, Streptophyta, Magnoliopsida, Cornales, Cornaceae. Gene Ontology annotation, biological process: mitotic DNA replication initiation; DNA replication; DNA strand elongation involved in DNA replication. The record is from RefSeq and is a predicted model, not a curated record. Gene Ontology annotation, molecular function: ATP binding; ATP hydrolysis activity; single-stranded DNA binding. Gene Ontology annotation, cellular component: MCM complex; nucleus. The transcript has 18 exons. The coding region runs from base 67 to 2565 and encodes 832 amino acids.